Molecule: messenger RNA, 251 nt
Organism: Entrophospora sp. SA101
Lineage: Eukaryota; Fungi; Glomeromycota; Glomeromycetes; Entrophosporales; Entrophosporaceae
Source: the annotation of a GenBank genome assembly
CCAUAAUGGAAAAUCAUGAAAUAAAUGACACCACGGCUGAGAAUAAUGAUACAACAAUUGUCACUACAGAUUUUGAUGGUAAUAACAAAAGAGUCUUUGGUAAUAUAAGACGUAAUUUACUGAGUGAUGGAGAUUCAGCUAUCGAAAGGAAAUCUCUAAAGCUAUUUGACCAAUUAUUAAAAACAAAUGUGUUGAAUGAUUAUUAUGAUAAUUUUAAGAAUUUGAGCUCUCUAAAACAGCUUAAUGAUUGA